Molecule: messenger RNA, 1564 nt
Organism: Blepharisma stoltei
Lineage: Eukaryota; Ciliophora; Heterotrichea; Heterotrichida; Blepharismidae
Source: the annotation of a GenBank genome assembly
AUGCUAUUAAGCUUAGAUCCAAACAGUGCCCGAAAAAAGUUGAAUGAGUUUGGGUGCAGUUUUAAUCAUUCCGAUUUUGAAUUAAACAAAAAUGAAAGAAUCAAUGAUGUUGAGCACAAUGAAAUUGUAUACUUCUUUAACUAUUUUUUUAUUUUAUAGCAUAAUCUAAUAAAUUUUAAUUCGCUACAGAAUGAUUCGUUUAAAAUCAUAAAUAAAAUUGCUUAGGGAGAGAAAAUUAGCGGAGCUAAUUUCGCUCGAACCGAAUGCCAUUUUGUUUAUGGGGUUGGGUUUUACUUCAAGAACUUCUGCACAGCAAUAGUGGUUAAACUCUGGGGAUAACCAGAGGAACUACUCCUCAGUGCACUCAAGAGGCUCAGGUCUUUGCCCCUCAGCACACCCAAGGAAGGAGACCCUUAGGCGGAGCACGCGCAGGAGCUGAGUCGAAUAAAGCCGUGGCGGCAACAAAGCCCCUCGAAGCCGAAACGUUGUCUUUGCCCGUGCCUUGGCGAAUCAAAGUGGAUCUUCCAGAUGUCCAUGGGCCCGACACGUGGACAAAUAUGGUGACAGUUCUGGACGAGGCUACCCCGUAGUUGACAUAAAACGUUUAUAAAUAAUUUAAGAUUAAGACUCGUUUAAAAUCAGAAAACUGGAGUUUUUAUAGCAAUGAUUAAAUACAUUAAUGAGACAUAUUUUUUAGGAAAGAUACAAAAAAUUCAGUUAGAGUAAAUUUAUCCAAUUUUUUAAAGUCUGAGCAGACGAUACGAAUUCUUCAAAACAAUAUUAUUCAUCCUAAUGCUAUUUCUAUGUGUCUUCUUCCUGAUAAAUCUAUAUUUUGCUAUGGCAAUUAUCCUGUAUCUGGAGCAGCAUUUAUAUUGUAUCCAGAUAGCACUAUUAAACGGCUUUCAGCUGGAAAUCCUUCAGGAAAUAUGGGUGUUGUAUAUCAUGAUGGCUUUAUUUACUUAUUUGGAGGAUGCAAUGCUCAAGGUAAGACAUGGAAUAAAGCAGCAAAAUAUGAAUUAUCAACUGAUAAGUGGUAUUAUCUGAAGAGCAAUUUACCAUAUACUUUUGGCAUAAAGUUUGCCAUAUUGAGUAAAAUAUUAUAGUUCUUAAUUAAUUAAGAUGCUGAAAUAAAGAAGAAAAACUUUUUAUAAAGAAUAUAAAAACUUGUCCUCUGGAGGAAGAUCUAAGCCGCGUUUCAUGUAUUGCAGGCAAUUAUGGAAAUUAUGGAAUCGCAUUUGUUGGGUAUGAAAGUAGUAAAUUAUAUUUAUAUAAUCAAAAGCAAGAUAUUUAUAAUGAAAUUUAUCUCAACUUUGCAGCUCAGACUAAUAAUAUCUUGCUCCAGGCAGAAAAUCGAGUAUUUUUAAUCGAAUCGUCAAAGAAUAUAUAUGAAAGCGAGCCAAAUCAACUAAGCUAUUGGAUAAUUAUAGAAGUAUCGCAGAUUAGCUAUUCUAACAGAGUAGCAUAUCAAGUUUAUUUCAAUCAAAGUUGCUAUUUCAUGGACAUUCAUUGUAAAAUAUAUAAAUUUGAUAUAAAGAGCUUACAAUUAACGAUGACUCAGGUAUAA